AUGACUCAAGUCAUUCAAGGACUCCAUAAGGAAAGCAAAAAUAGUAUCUUCCAAAAGGUCUAUUAUGAGAAUACUCCCAUAGGAAUCGUCACUGCUACCACUUCUACUGGAAGAUCUGCUAACGGGAAGGAAGAUGUGCUGGAGUCGAGGGCUUCAAUCACAGAGGAUGUAAUUAAGGCUAUAAUUGAUGACAAGGUCCGUGUGAUUGGGGUGUAUGGACCAGGUGGGGUUGGUAAGUCCAAGCUUAUGGAGGACGUAGAAAGGCGAGUUAAAGAAGAGCAGUUAUUUGAUGUGGUUGCCACGACAAAUGUAUCACGCAAUCCAGAUCUAAAAACAAUUCAAGCAGAAAUCGCUUAUGCACUAGGUCUGAAGCUAGUGAAUGAGGAAACUACUCGUGGGAGAGCAGAUAUUUUGUGCAAGAGGUUAGAGGAAGAUUGUGAGAAAAAGAUUCUCAUAAUUUUAGAUAAUUUGUGGACAAAGCUAGAGUUGAAGGAAGUUGGAAUCCCUUGUGCAUACGAUAAUAAAGUAAGAGGCUGCAAGCUGUUGCUAACGUCUAGAUACCGACAUGUCUUGUACAUUGAGAUGGGUUCUGAUCAGGAAUUCCGACUCAAUGAGUUAGAGCAUGGAGAAGCACGAAUACUUUUUGAAAGGACAGUGGGGGACAAAGUUAAUGACCCUGAAUUUAAGAACUUGGUGGAUAGAGUGGUCGAGAAUUGUGGAGGCUUGCCUCUUUUGAUUCUCUCGAUGGCAAAAAGGUUGAAGCGAGGAGACUUGGCUGAAUGGAGGAAUGCUUUGACCAAUAUAGAAGGGUCGAGGGUAAAAUCAAUAGUGGAACUAAAUUACAAUGACUUAGAAGAUGAGAGGAUCAGAUCAUUGUUCUUAAUUUGUGCUCUAGACUCUGGGAGAUCUUCUAUAAGGGAUACCCUAGUCUACUGCAUGGGUUUGGGUUUAUUUAAAGCAAUUAGCAAGACCAUCGAAAAUGCUAGAGAUAGAUUGAUUAUAGAUCUACGUUGCCUACUGAACUCUUCUUUGUUGCUAGGUAGUUAUGACCUAAAAAAGUUGAGGAUGCAUGACUUACUUGUUGAUGUGGCCAUCUCUAUGCAUGACAAAUUUAUUGACACGGAAUGGAACGCCUUGAUUGGGAAAAAGGAUUUUGGGUUUAAAGAAUGGUCAAAGUAUGAUCUUAAAAAAUGCACCGCAAUGUCCUUCCAUUAUGUUGGCAUUGCAGAACUUCCUAAACAAUUGGAUUGCCCAAACAUGAGGAUUCUUCUGUUAUUCGAAAACAACCCAUUUCUCGAAAUGCCUGACUCAUUUUUCGAAUCUAUGGAGAAGCUCCAAGUCUUGGACUUGACUGGCUUAUCUUUUACCUCUCUACCGUUGUCGAUUGAGUUCCUUGCAAACCUGUCAUCACUAUGUCUUGAUCGCUGCCAUCUGAAGGAUGUGACCGCUCUUAGAAAGCUGAAAGGACUGCAGUUCCUAAGCUUCCUCAAGUCUACAAUUGCUCGGCUGCCCAAAGAAAUGGGAGAACUAAUAGAAUUGAGAUUUUUGGACUUGAGAGACUGCACCAAGCUCAAAGUUAUUGAACCCGGUGUGCUUGAAAGCUUGGUUAAUUUAGAAGAAUUGUAUAUGCAAAACAGUUUUGAUCAGUGGGAGGCUGAGGAUGAAACCCCACGAAGCAACGCUAGCCUCGCUGAGUUCAAGAACAUGAAUAAGUUGAGCACUUUAUACAUUGCCAUUCCUCAUCCAGCCAAUCUCUCAAGAGACCUGCCAUUUGGGAAACUAUAUAAGUAUAAAAUCCUAAUGGGGGACGUUUGGGAUUGGUCAGUUGAAUACGAAGAAUCCAGAACUUUAAAGCUCAAGCUAGAUUCGGGCAAUCUUCUUCAUGAAGAGUGGGUGCAGAGAUGUUUGCAAAGAACACAAGAUCUCCACUUGGCAGGAUUGCGAGAUAAUCACAGCAUACAUGAUUUGUGCUCCGAAGGUUUUCGCGAAUUGAAGCAUCUUCACAUACGAAAUAGCCCCUCACUUCAAUACGUUGUUCACUCCACAGAGGAUAUCCAGUGCACUGCAUUUACGAGAUUGGAAUCGUUGUUUCUCGAGAAUCUAAACAACUUGGAGAAGAUUUGUGGUGGCCAUCUUGCCCUAGAAUCCUUUAGCAAAUUAAAGAUCGUGAAAUUGGAUAACUGUAGUCAAAUCAAACAUUUGUUUCCUUCGUCCAUGAUGAGAAUAUUCUUGCAACUAGAAGACAUUGAAAUAAGUAGAUGCCACUUGAUGAAGCAAAUUAUUGCAGAUGUUGAGGCAGAUGAAGACGGAGAUGAAAUAGAUGCUGAUCCCAAAGUGAAGUCAUGGAAUUUGCGUAGGCUAAUAUUACAAAACUUGCCAGAGAUGACAAGUUUCUAUAAAGCCAUGGGCCAUUCAGUUGUACUCUUCAACAAACAACAGGUAAAUUUCAUGUUUCCUAAAAUGGUUGUAUUUUCCUCCAUCGAAAUCAUCCUAAUUGGAGAAAAUUUUCUCUAG
Messenger RNA from Eucalyptus grandis, 2514 nucleotides. RefSeq names its product disease resistance protein At4g27190-like. The record is from RefSeq and is a predicted model, not a curated record. NCBI's taxonomy places the organism in Eukaryota, Viridiplantae, Streptophyta, Magnoliopsida, Myrtales, Myrtaceae. Bases 1 to 2514 code for a protein of 837 amino acids. The transcript has a single exon. Gene Ontology annotation, molecular function: ADP binding.